Molecule: messenger RNA, 1131 nt
Organism: Dreissena polymorpha
Lineage: Eukaryota; Metazoa; Mollusca; Bivalvia; Myida; Dreissenidae
Product: protein kinase C-binding protein NELL2-like
Exons: 7
Coding region: 358-1032 (224 amino acids)
Molecular function (GO): protein binding
Source: RefSeq, a predicted model, not a curated record
GAAUGCCAGCCUGGAACCGGAACCUUCCUUUCCUCUACUGGGAACCUGCAGACGAUUGGUGGUGGUGGAAUGAUCGAGGUGACCGGGCAGCUCACCUCGACCUUACCCUCCGGCGGGACCCCAUCCCCAGGCACGGGUGGAACUAGUUAUGUUGCCCCCUCGCUGAGGGGCUGUCUGUUCAAGGGCAACAACUAAAUCCAAGGUCAGACAUGGGUGGAUGGCUGUGAGUACUCUUGUACUUGUGACAAUGCUGGCAAUGGACUAUACACUUGCCGACAAAGAUGCCCAGAAUUCAGCAACAUUCCCAAGGAGUGUCGCCUGGAGACAGACUAUAAUGACCCUUGCUGCAAGAUUCCUAUGUGUCGGUUCAUCGGGUCCCCUAUCCCCGUAAUCCCUUCAUACAAACCCAACAUCAUCGGACAAAGCAAGGUGGAGCCCCCGAAGCCCAACGAACUUUACCACGGCUCUGUGACCCUUAACGUGAUCAGUUUGACUGUCCCUGGUCGAGUUACUGCAACUACGGCACAGACAGGUGUAACAGGUGGAAAUGGUAGGCUGUUUGUUGCCGAGUUCUGCAUCUACAAAGGCCAAAUCUACCAGCAAGGUCAGCACUGGAUUGACGGUUGCCAGUACAAUUGUACCUGCGAGGAUGCUAAGACUGGAUUCUACAGAUGCAAUGACAUGUGCCCUGUCUGGAACAAUCUGCCGAACACCUGCACACUUCAGAAAGCAGCGGGAGAGUGCUGUUCUCAACCAGUCUGCCAGAAUGGACAAGUUCUCAAUCAGACAAACACGUGCUUCUACGGAGGCAACUUCUACAGAGAGGGCGAGCAGUGGCAAGAUGGCUGCAAGUACAACUGCCAAUGCAUGGACGGAAGACAGGGUUACUAUGAAUGCCAGAAACUUUGUCUCACUUGGAACUUGCCCCCCUCCUGUCAUCUAGACCCGCCCCCUUCAGGCAAAUGCUGCCAGGUUCCCGUGUGCCCAGCAAACAUUCAGCUGCAGUACCCUCCUGGAUUUGUCCAGCAUUAACGUGCACAUGACAAUCGGACUUUUGAUGUGAUUUCAUUUGUAAUAAUGUGUGAUGCAAUUACUGUUUCACAUUGUACACAAAUAAAUUAAUAGUAUCAA